GGGAGUUUCGAAGGGCGUCGUCGUCGUCUCGAGCCAUGGACCGGUACCUUCUCUUCAUGAGCUGGCGCGGCCGGCGAGGCGAGGCGGGACCCGAAGGUCUUUCAGGGUUGACUGCUGAAAGUAUUUAUGACUUGCUGGAAACAAACUGUAAUGCCUCUCCAAACACAAAACAUGAAGGUUUCCCAGCAUGUUCAGUUGCUGGGAUUCCAGGUGUGAAGGAAUGGUAUUUUGCAAUACAGUCAAUAUGUGGAUUUUCUCAGUUCUGUAGUUCUGACUGGGAGGACAUUGAUUUUGACCUAGACAAAGAUCAAAGCAAAAACUCGAUUCGAAGAAAUAUUGAGGAGUGCCUUGGUGAUGUUCAAAGCACUGAGGAAGAAGAUAGUAAUAGCCGGGAAUCAUUAUCACUCAUUGAUCUCUAUGAGGAAUCUGCAGAGAAUAUACAUCUGUUAGCAGACAAGCUUCCUGCUCCUGGAAAAGCAAUGGUUGAUGUAAUACUGCAGUCUUCAGAAAGAGAUGCCCCCAGAUUCAAAGACUGCUUACCUGUCAUUGGUGCUUUGAAACACCUGAGAGAAUGGCAUGCAGCAAACAUCACUAUUGUAGCAAAUGAAAGCAAAACUAGUUGGCAAAAAAUUGCAGACUAUCUUUCUGCUGAUAUUGUGGCUUCUGAAAACUUAAAAAAUAGCAUUGAUUCAAGAGAAUUGUGGAGAGGAAAGAUUCAGAUCUGGGAGCGAAAGUUCGGAUCUGAAAUUACUUUUCCAGAUUUCUGUAUAAUAGGCACUGCAUCAGGAAGGCCACUCAACACCUUGUUACAUAAUACUUUCUUUGCUGCUGAUGAAACUAAACAGACAAAGAAUAUGAAUAUCCAUUUGCCAGAGGUUUUCCAUUAUUAUGGUCAUGCAUUAAAAUUUGUACAAAUUGUGCUGCUGUCACAUCUGCCUUCGUCUUUAGUGUCAGACUUUCAGUUUGAGCUGAGCUUGGCAAGAACUGAUGUUGAGGAGAAAUCGUUGCUAUUUUGGGAUCGGAUAUCUUCUCUGCAUGGAAAGAUAGGAGCUUUAUUUGUACUGCCUUGCAGUGUAAGUGGCAUGUUGAUUCCUUUACCGAGCCAGCUGAGUACAAAAAAAUGGAAGGAAUAUAUAGCUCGGAAACCCAAAGACAUCAGUGUUCCAGAAGUUGAGCUGAAAGGAGAAACUUGCAACUAUUAUUUCUUAGUACAAGGCAAUGGCUGUGGAGGAUGUAAAGCAACAUUGAUCUAUUCAGCCGGCCAGAUCAAUGGCUCAGUCACUCUUGCAGAAACAAUUGGAAAAUUGAACACAAAGACAGGAGAGACAGAAGCAGGCUUAUUUCAAGAGUUUGUUAGAUCUCUUCCACAUUUCCACGGAGAACAGAUUUUACAAAGAGAGAAGAAGCUGGCUUGUGUCCAAGCAUUGGCUUUGAAUCACUGCCUGAAAAGGCAGGAAUCUUCAAGACAAUUGUCAGUGGCAUUAGCUGAUGAACUGAAAACCCUGCUCACACGUACAAGAGAAUACUUUUUAGAGUUGUGGAAUGCUAACCAUCCAAAUAACGUUUCUCCAAUAACAUCUGUCAAAACCAAAGGCCAGGUGACAGUUUGUGAUUUGGAAUUAAAAGAUUCAAAUCCUAUGAAGUGGGCAGAAAGACAUGUCCUCCAGAAUUUAGAAAAUUUUGAAAAAAUUAAACAGAAGACAAGAGUUUCUGAACAACUGCUGGGCCGUAAAGAUGGCCAAAGGGGGUCAGCGACAUUGCUUGAUGCUAAAGAGCUUCUGAAGUAUUUCACCCCGGAAGGGCUGCCCGUUGGGGAUCUGCAGCCUUUACACAUUCAAAAAGGUGACAAUGCUUUUCUUCUGACACCAAAGCUAACACCUUGGAAACUGAGAACUUUGCCAUUUGAAAAAGCUGCUGACUGCCAUUACCACGGCCUUGAAUACUGUUUAGACACCAGAAGAGCUUUGGAAAGAGAUGUGGGAUUUGCUGAACUUCAGACUCGUCUUAUCCGCUACGAAACUCAGACUACCUGCACAAAGGAAUGCUGUCCUGUGCCGUGCGUCUUGAGCCCUCUGCCAUCUCCUGCUGUUUUGUCAGAGCCUGGAAGCAUCCCCGACGGGGAAUCUUUACAGAGGGAUCUCCAAACUGAGGCAUCCAGGUUAAAACGCAGAUCAAAAGAUCUGGAAGGCUUUUAUCCCAACAAGAGGUUACUGAAAUCUGAAAGUACAGAUUACUUGUCCCAGGCGAGCGGAAGCAGUGCUAGUCGCCAUUUAGGAGUUGUCACACGGCAGGGCCUGGAGGCAUCAGUCUCUCUACCGUCUGUAACUGUCAAACAGUCUCGAAACUGGGCGCACAAAGUAACCCCCAAGAGCAGCGCUGCAAGCCAGAGGUGUGGCAAAGAGGCAGAAAUAUUGAAGCCCACAAAGGAAUCAAGAUUUCAGAAGCAUACGCGGAUGCUGAAGGAGGUGGUGACCAAAACCCUUGAGAAGCAUGGCAUUGCUGAAGACCACAAGUGCUUUGCAUCGUGCAGCCAGCGUCUGUUUGAGAUAUCCAAGUGUUAUUUAAAGGAUCUGAAAACAUCUAGGGGGCUGUUUGAUGAAAUGAAGAAAGCUGCUAACAGCAAUGUUAAACAGGUCAUUGAAUGGGUUUUAGAGAAGGCCAAGGAGAAAUGAUGUGUGAUAGAGCCCUUGCCAUUCUGUGGAGAGUCUUUAGCGCAGCACAUUACAUGGACAGCUUGGAGUGCCUUGUUAAUGUAACUCAAGUGCCUAAAACUAACAGUAAUUGCAGAGGUCCGCAGUGUUAAAACGUAUCUUAGAGCGAGCCACUUUUUUAUAUAUAUAUUUAUUACAUCAUAGUGUAUGAUGUGAGAUGAUGAACGCUUUGUUUUCUUGUGUGUGGCUUUGCUUCAGAGAAUAAUAAAAGAGAGCCUU
Messenger RNA from Elgaria multicarinata webbii, 2930 nucleotides. RefSeq names its product MDM2 binding protein (gene MTBP). NCBI's taxonomy places the organism in Eukaryota, Metazoa, Chordata, Lepidosauria, Squamata, Anguidae. The record is from RefSeq and is a predicted model, not a curated record. The transcript is spliced from 22 exons. Gene Ontology annotation, cellular component: kinetochore. Bases 36 to 2672 code for a protein of 878 amino acids. Gene Ontology annotation, biological process: regulation of protein ubiquitination; traversing start control point of mitotic cell cycle; protein localization to kinetochore.